AGAGUGGCGUGGAGCGCUGGUGGCUGGUCUUGGAGGCCGGGCCAGGGCCCACAGAAUGGGGAGCAAGGAGUUUGCAGCCGCCCUGGGCUCCGGAUCUAGGCAGCCCCCCCGGGCCGACUGAGCCUUGAGGCAAGCCCGUGGGAGGAGGGAGCGGGUCGUACACACCACGCCUUCUCUUGGGCCAGGGCAGGAUGUACACGCUGCUGUCGGGGCUGUACAAGUACGUGUUCCAGAAAGAUGAGUACUGCAUCCUGAUCCUGGGCCUGGACAAUGCUGGCAAGACGACCUUCCUGGAACAGUCAAAAACCCGGUUUAACAGGAACUACAAGGGGAUGAAUCUAUCUAAAAUCACUACCACCGUGGGUCUGAACAUUGGCACUGUGGACGUGGGAAAAGCUCGCCUUAUGUUCUGGGAUUUAGGGGGACAGGAAGAACUGCAGUCAUUGUGGGAUAAGUACUAUGCAGAGUGCCAUGGCGUCAUCUAUGUCAUUGACUCCACUGAUGAAGAGAGACUGUCAGAGUCCAAGCAGGCGUUUGAGAAGGUGGUUUCGAGUGAGUCUCUUGAUGGUGUUCCUGUCCUGGUGCUGGCCAACAAGCAGGAUGUGGAGCAAAGGAGUACGUGAGGGCAUUGAAUGGAUGGUGAAGUGCGUCGUGCGAAAUGUCCACCGGCCACCACGGCAGAGAGACAUCACGUAGGCGCAGCCAGCUCUGCCGUCUUGGACGGUUCAUCCCCUAGUGCUGGAGGAGCAUACUCCCUGCUGGCUCCUGUGCCAUUGAUCCUGGGGGUUGGGUUUGCUUUGCCUUUGGUUCUUUUAUUCCCUUUAUGUUUUCUCUAAGACAAACUUUUUUCUGUGUCUGGAAAAGUGUAGGUAUCCAGAGGCUUCUGCCAGGGGUCCUGGGUAGCUGGGCCUGCCUGGCUCCACAUUGGUCACCCUAGGUCUUCAGUCCUGCCUGACACUCCCAAGCACUGAGGAGGGGGGGGGGGACAAGGCCUUGGCUGGACAGGCCGCCUCAGGGGAGUCUGAGUGAGCUGUGUCAGAGGUGAGGGUUUGACUGGCAGUUGCUUUGUCUCACUUGCCCAUGAAGAGGUAGAUGUGACCAUGGCUUAUCCUGGAGCAGGUGCAGAGCUAGUAUUGCCUUGAGGAAGAUCUCCCCCACAUGGCCACAGGCCUGCAGGUCCCUCGGUUUCACUGCACCUUCAGGGCAGGACUGGGAUGCCUGGAAGCCACACCUCCCUAUCGGCCCAUUCUCACCUCAUUUUAAUGUAGGGGGGGUGUGAUGUGGAGCCAUGGGAAGGCCUAGCUGGGUGCCUGUCUUUAUGCCCCCUGCCCCACUCUGGCAGGUUGGGCAGUGUUCCUGGGCCCAUCUGGUUUGAGUUGGGUUCCCACAGAGCCCACCUCAGUGGUGUGCUGAGCCUGCAUACCUGGCCUUGGCUGGCCGUGCGGAGAGGGUUCCAGAUGUGCCGAGAACAGCAGAGCUGCUCUCCACCUGCCCAUGCAACACUACUUGGAACCUGGCUGUGGACAGAGCAGGGGCACAAAAUGAUGACAGCUGCCUGGCUCCUGUCCAUCCAUCCCUCCAGAUAGCCUAGAGGCGGAGUUUCCUACAGUUUAGGUAUAGUCACCACCACAGAAAGGUGCAGCCGUGGAUCCCAGGGAAGUGGUGGGCAGGCCUGACUGCCUGGGCACUCUCAUCCAGCUGUUGUGGGAAUUGGCCCAGCCAGGUCCCCGGAGGUGUCCAAGGUCAGCUCACAGAAGACUGCCCCUCUCCUGGGGAACCUGAGGGGUGGCUGGGAAGGGUACGAAUCGGCAGCAAACAACUGUGUCCCUGUGCAGGUGCUGUAACUCAGGGAGGCCCCUUUCCCCUUGGUGGAGCCCUGGUGGUGCCAUGUAGGUUGGUUCCAGGGCCUGCAGGAAGGUCUGAGCCUCCAACCUCAGAAAGGACCUGCUCCCCUAGAGGACAGUUCCCCAGGUCAGCCUGGACAGAUGGGACUUAGAGUCUCAGACUUGGAGCCAGCCUUGGCUGGACCCCUUCUGGGAGAAUCAGGACGUCUAAAACAGUCCCACCACCUGCUGCCCAUCAACACUGUCCAGCCGUAAGCAAGAGUAAGGGCAUAUCCUGCAGCCAGGGUGAGUGGGCACAGGCCCAUGUCAUUGCUGUUCCUGUCAGGAUGACAUUCCCCAGCGAAGUGGACAGUGGUCAUUUUCAGUGUCUAUGGUGCAGAGGGGUGGGAUAUGUGUCCGGAAGUACCUGGUUAAGGUAUGGCCCUUCUGCCCAGGUGUCCCUGUACUCCAGGGGCAGAGGCGCAACUUGAGGGCAACAGGUUUAAGAAGUGUUACUUUUUAUAAAAUAAACUUUGAGAAGUCUCUGG
Molecule: messenger RNA, 2371 nt
Organism: Octodon degus (degu)
Lineage: Eukaryota; Metazoa; Chordata; Mammalia; Rodentia; Octodontidae
Gene: Arfrp1
Product: ADP ribosylation factor related protein 1
Exons: 6
Coding region: 192-623 (143 amino acids)
Biological process (GO): intracellular protein transport; protein localization to organelle; Golgi to plasma membrane protein transport
Cellular component (GO): Golgi apparatus
Molecular function (GO): GTP binding; GTPase activity
Source: RefSeq, a predicted model, not a curated record